AGUUCCAGUAAGCCCAGAUGUAUGAGCUUGGGCUUUAAUCAAUGGGUUUAGUGGGCAGUGUUUAUACGUAAAUCUUAGACCUAUAAAUCAUUUGCUCCUGCAGAAAUAUUUUGAAAUAUGGAUGAUAAUGACUAUUCACUUCUUUACCCGCCUAAAAUCAAACUUACAGACACAUCUUUCUCUCCAGCUAAAAACUAAAUCAUCAUUUUGGCAAUCAAAAUGGUCUCAGUUUGCUUUAUGUUCCACAAAUACAAACCCCAAAGACACCUGUUUAUAUAAGGAACAAUUGCUUAAGUCCCAUUUCAAGAAAUGCUCCACCGUGAAAGAUUUGAAGCAAAUCCACGCUUGUAUAGUCCAAUCAGGCUUCGAACAGAACCUAUUUGUCAUAGGUAAAGUUAUUGUCUUUUGCGCUGUUUCAAAGCAUGUAGACAUGAAUUAUGCUGUUUCAGUUUUUGAAAAUAUUGAAUGCCCAGAUGAGUUUCUUUGGAAUACAAUGAUUAGAGGUUUUGGUAAGAGCAAUGAGCCUCAAAGGGCCUUUGAGUAUUAUAAAAGAAUGCAAGAAGAAGGGUUGAUGGCCGACAAUUUCACAUUCUCUUUCUUGAUUAAGGUUUGUGGGCAAUUGGGAUCAGUCUUGUUAGGGAAACAAAUGCAUUGCAGUGUAUUAAAAUAUGGGUUUGAAUCACAUGUCUUUGUUAGGAACACUCUUAUUCAUAUGUAUGGCAUUUUUAAGGACUUUGAAAUAUCACGCCAAUUGUUUGAAGAAAUUCCUAGUCCAGAAUUAGUAGCAUGGAAUACCGUAAUUGGUUGUUAUGUUGAUUGUGGUAGGUUUAAAGAAGCACUUGACAUGUUCUCCCGGAUGUUGAAAUUGCAUAUAGAGCCUGAUGAAGCUACGUUGGUUGUGAUUCUCGCAGCGUGUUCUGCUCUGGGAGAAUUAGAUAUUGGGAGAUGGAUUCAUUCUUGUAUUAGCAAUACUGGUCUUGGGAGAUUUGUAGAGAUCAAUAACUCUAUCAUUGAUAUGUAUGCCAAGUGUGGAGCUUUGGAAGAGGCAUAUGAAGCAUUCAAUAAGAUGAGCCAGAGGAAUACAGUGACAUGGAACACAAUGAUUUUAGGGCUGGCAACGCAUGGCCAUACAAAUGAGGCCUUGGUGCUAUUUUCCAAAAUGUUAGAACAAAAGCUUAUGGAACCAGACAGCGUUACUUUCUUGGGAGUUUUGUGUGCGUGUAGCCAUGGCGGGAUGGUAGACGAAGGAAGAAGAUUUUUUGAUAUUAUGAACAAAGAAUAUCAUAUUCAACCGACAAUUAAGCAUUAUGGUUGCAUGGUAGAUAUUCUGGGUCGAGCUGGGUUUGUGGAGGAGGCUUAUGGAUUAAUUAGUAGCAUGCCAAUGGAAUGCAAUCCCAUUAUAUGGAGGACAUUAUUGGCAGCUUGUAGAUUGCACGGAAAUGUUGAACUUGGGGAGAAGGUGAGAAGACAUCUUUUGGAAUUAGAACCAGAUCACAGUAGCGAUUAUGUCCUCCUUGCAAACAUGUACGCGAGCAUGGGACAGUGGAAUGAAGUAAUGAGAGUGAGGAACUCAAUGCAAAAGAGGGGAGUUCAGAAACCUGAGCCAGGCAAUAGCUUUAUUGGCAUGCAUCCUAAUAUGAGGUGCGAAUAAGAUCCUCUUGCGUUCUACAAACAUACCUUCGCCUAACCCUGAUCUUAAAAUUUGAAGAUGGAAGCUUCAGCUUUAUGAGAAACUCAAUUCCUGUAUUUAUUUUGGUUUUCACAAAACAAGCAAAAACUGGAUAACUCGUAACUUCAGACAUGCCUCUUGGCAACAAGGAUCGUAAGCAUACAACAUAUGUUUCAGUACAUAAAAGAUGCCCUUUUUAGUUUGGUAACAGACCAGCAUAAACCAAUUCUCUGUUGUGGUUACAGAUGUAAAGUUGUACCGAGUUCUCCAAUUGGUGACUGCCUAAAUUAAGUGGAUUUCUUAUGUUGUUUC
This is a messenger RNA of Ricinus communis (castor bean), 1981 nucleotides long. Its product is annotated as pentatricopeptide repeat-containing protein At4g21065. Lineage: Eukaryota; Viridiplantae; Streptophyta; Magnoliopsida; Malpighiales; Euphorbiaceae. Gene Ontology annotation, biological process: RNA modification. Bases 122 to 1651 code for a protein of 509 amino acids. Gene Ontology annotation, molecular function: protein binding; RNA binding. The record is from RefSeq and is a predicted model, not a curated record. The transcript has a single exon.